AUGUCGCAACCAGAGGUCGAUCUAGAUCAGCUCUCUGAUAAUGAGAAGACUGCGCUAGAGACGUACAUGGCUGUGACUAGCCAAGAGCCCUCAGAUGCGAUUCAGCUUCUGCGUCGGUCAGAAUGGAAUGUACAGAUCGCUAUCUCUAAGUUCUUUGAUGGCGAAGGCCCGGAUCCCGUCGAAGAAGCUCGCUCUGCAAUGGAGAAUCCGCCUCCGCCCCAGCCAAAUCGCCGAACUCAGAACUUAAUGACUGACGACUUGGCUGAACACUUCUCGCGGGCUGCUCGGGCCAGAGUCUCAGACCCGGCCCCACAAGUUGAUACACAAUCAGGAGAUCAGCCUGUGUACAGGCCUCCGUUCAUUCUCAGCAUACUCUUCACUCCGUUCAAUUUGAUCUAUCGACUCCUCUGCGGUUCAUUCCGCCUAUUUGGGGUCCUCUUUCCCUUCUUGCCACGCUUGUUUAACAGGACGGCAAGCCCCGCGCUGCGAGGUGCUCGUCGGAAUACUACUGGACGUCGGUCGCUUGGCCCCCAGGACACUGCCGCUCGCUUUAUCCGCGAGUUUGAGGAAGAGUAUGACACUCACACUAUCCCGUUCUUGGAGAAUGGAUACAACAUGGCGCUUGAGAAGGCUCGCCGCGAUCUAAAGCUCCUCGUCGUCAUUCUUUUAUCCCCAGAACAUGACGAUACGAACUGUUGGGUUCGUGAAACCCUCCUGGCACCGGAGGUCUUGGAAUUUAUCAACGACCCCCAGAACAACCUACUGGUCUGGGGCGGCAAUGUGCAAGAUUCCGAAGCAUACCAGGUUGCCAACAAACUGAAAUGCACCAAAUUCCCUUUUGCAGCAGUCAUUGUCCAUACUCCGAACGUGUCGUCCACCGCAAUGUCCAUUGUAGGACGGCUUGCAGGAGUCACUACGCCAUCCGAGGUCGUGAACAAACUGCGGAGAGUCGUGGCAUCCAACAAUGGACAGCUGGAGCAGCUCCGGUCCUCACGUGCGGAGCAGCAAGCUUCACGCAGCCUGCGCGAAGAGCAAGACUCAGCUUACGAGCGGUCGCUGGCGAUUGACCGUGAACGGGCACAACAGCGUCGGGAAGCCGAGGCGGCACGUCAACGUGAAGAACAGGAGGCUGCCGGCCGGCAGGCGGCAGAGGAGCAACGGCGCCGCAAUCUCGCACAGUGGAGGCUUUGGCGCGCGCAGACCCUUAGCGCGGAACCCGGACCAGAUGUUAAGGAUGCGGUGCGGGUCAGCGUCCGGCUUCCGUCCGGCGAACGAAUCAUGCGCAAAUUUGCGCCCGAUGUGGACAUUGAGGAAAUCUACGCGGUUGUGGAAUGCUACCAGAUUUCACAAGAGCAGGGUGGAGAGAAACCUACGGUGACUGAACCCGAGGGGUAUGUGCAUCAAUAUACCUUUCGACUGGUCUCACCCAUGCCUCGCGUGGUGUAUGCGGUUGAAGAGGGUGGGUCGAUCCGAGAGAAGAUUGGACGUGGUAGUAAUCUGUUGGUGGAACCCAUUGAUGAGGACGAGGAAGAUGCAGACGAGGGCGAGGCAGUUACUGACACCUAG
Messenger RNA from Penicillium bovifimosum, 1566 nucleotides. Its product is annotated as clathrin-mediated endocytosis regulator UBX3. Gene Ontology annotation, cellular component: endoplasmic reticulum. Gene Ontology annotation, molecular function: ubiquitin binding. Bases 1 to 1566 code for a protein of 521 amino acids. Lineage: Eukaryota; Fungi; Ascomycota; Eurotiomycetes; Eurotiales; Aspergillaceae. The record is from RefSeq and is a predicted model, not a curated record. The transcript is spliced from 2 exons.